Molecule: messenger RNA, 510 nt
Organism: Schistosoma rodhaini
Lineage: Eukaryota; Metazoa; Platyhelminthes; Trematoda; Strigeidida; Schistosomatidae
Source: the annotation of a GenBank genome assembly
AUGGCGGAGGGGGCGUUUGUUAUAACAGAUCAGGAAAGACUUGAUCGCCUGAAUAAUGAAGCCAGAGCAAAAAAGAACAGAGAUAUACCUUUUUCACCAAACAUGUUCCAGCCAUUUUAUAAUUUCACGAGAAAAAUAUUUGCAACCGAGAAACCUUACGAGGGUGGACGUGGAUUCCCUUUAACUUACACAUCUGGAGGGAACUUUCUCCAUCGCCCCUUCAUAGAUGUUCCUGCCUUACAGAUGACCACAUCAUGGUUCACGAUGCAAAAUGUUUUUAAUUCAAGAUUUUGCCAAAUUAUGGAACGUGACUUCUUCCGCUGUGUUGCAAGAGUUGGCAUUCAAAAUACAGACAAACAUUGCAAAAUAUACUGGGAAGAUUUGCUUGAAUGUCAGAAUCAUGAUAAAGCCAAAAAAAGAGCUAUGAUGAUGGAAAAAGUUAGGAAGGUAAAGAAAAUGGAACCAAUGGCCACUCUACCGUACAGCGCGUUUAAAGACUCCAACUUCUGA